UCUGAUAUCCGCGGGAAAGGAAACACAAACACCACCUACCUACUCCGUGUGCCGCCGUAGCAGCAGCCUCCUUCCGCCGUCGGCAUGGAAGCAUCCCUCAGAGACUCAACAACCUCUACUCCGUCGCAUGCCGCAUUCUCCGGUCCAGCUGGAGUCUGUCUGAUGAGAAAUGCAUGGAAAGAGGAUCAACAUCCAUCCUUCAUCAAUUUUAUCUCCAGUUUCCUCUGUGCCAAUUCCUUUCGCCUUAAUUUUGUGCCAAUUGCCCCAGACUUUAUUUUCAAUUGUGGAGGGUUGUCAGUAGCCUUCAUUUUUGUAACAAACUGGGACUGCAACUGCGUCGCUCCAAUCUUCAACAGAGUUCAGAAACUGAAGACUCAAUUUUCACGUUUUUAUGUUGUUGUCACACUCCCAGCAAAAGAACAAAUUGAUUCAUUUACUCAAUCAUAUUUCAAAUUUGGGAUGGUGAUUGGCAAGCCUACAUUUGUACCUGUUAAGGACUUGGAAAUGGGGUUUGAGAAGAUAGUAAAAAUAGCUCAUUCUUCUGGAGUAUACAAGCAGGAGAGAAUUGGAGAAAAAUUGAAAGCUGAGAGGAAGCAGUUGGUGCAAGGAAUGGACUUUUACCUCAAAGCCGUUACAGGCAUCCCUGGCAUUGACAAUCAUGAUGCAAAUGCGCUUAGUGCUAUUGGUUCUGUCCAAGGAAUUGCCAAGGCAUCAAAAGAGCAAAUUCUGGCAAACACUGAUCUUUCUACUGACAAGGCAGAAAUAGUUUCAAGGUUUCUCAGGGACCCAGAGUUUUACUUGCGUCCUAAGAUCAACUGAUGGCAGAGAAAAAUUGGAAUCCAGGGUGUAAUUUUUACUUUGUUGAAAAAUAAGCAGCUCUUUACACUGUUUUCAUGUAGGGUCUGUUAUUUUUUCUUGGUCUUGUUAACUUCUGUAUGAAGGGACUCGUAGUUCCAAUCUUAUCUAAUGUUUCAUCAUAAGUGAUAACACGCCCUAUUAUCUUGUCUCCCAUGACAGACACAAGCAGAUCAAAAGC
Molecule: messenger RNA, 1036 nt
Organism: Lotus japonicus
Lineage: Eukaryota; Viridiplantae; Streptophyta; Magnoliopsida; Fabales; Fabaceae
Product: protein PARTING DANCERS
Exons: 8
Coding region: 85-819 (244 amino acids)
Biological process (GO): resolution of meiotic recombination intermediates
Source: RefSeq, a predicted model, not a curated record